This is a messenger RNA of Ambispora leptoticha, 705 nucleotides long. The record is from the annotation of a GenBank genome assembly. NCBI's taxonomy places the organism in Eukaryota, Fungi, Glomeromycota, Glomeromycetes, Archaeosporales, Ambisporaceae.
AUGUCGCCUAUUACUUACCAUCAUUUCUAUCAGAAUUCGUAUAUCGUAAAAGCCAAUUCUCUUUCGGGAUAUAUUGACACUAGUGAUAAUAAAUUCAUUCGUGUUGUCUGCGAAGCAAUAAACGGUGUUCAAAGCGUGAUUGGUUACGUGACGAUUGAUGUCGAUCUUAAUUUAAAAUUUGUGCUUAACGUCUUGAGAAAAACCAACCUUGUGAUCGUAACAGAUUCUGACAUGAUAGCCAGUGUAGACUAUGUUCAAGAUAUCUUUUUAUCAUCCGAAUGUGAAUUUUAUCGCCAGCUGGUGCAAUAUAUCAAAAAUUAUAGGAAAAUGUUUGGUAACAUUCCAACUCAGAUCCCAAUCACUCUUCCAUGCUCCUCAGAUGACCUUAAUGUGUUUCUUGCGUGGUUAUGCGACAAAGACGAUCUCAAAUUGGAAGCGCAUUUAACUUCAGAGAAUUUACAAAGCAUCUCGGAAGUGGCUUUUUAUUUUAGAGUAGAUCUUAUUGCAUUUGAAGUUCUGAAAUUCGCUUUAGCGCGUUUCGAUGUUUUAGAGGAGAUCGAAAAUAUGAAGAAGAGAAUGGAACGAAUGAACGCAGAAGCUGAUGCAGAGAUCGAAAAAGAUAAAAAGCGACUGAAAGGAUUGACCUUGAGGAGAGAAUCAAAGAACCAAUGGUGGUUAGUAGAAGGUAUUAAGGAAGCGAAAUAA